Messenger RNA from Psammomys obesus (fat sand rat), 6122 nucleotides. It is a transcript of the gene Mast3, whose product is annotated as microtubule associated serine/threonine kinase 3. The coding region runs from base 877 to 4857 and encodes 1326 amino acids. Lineage: Eukaryota; Metazoa; Chordata; Mammalia; Rodentia; Muridae. The transcript is spliced from 29 exons. Gene Ontology annotation, molecular function: ATP binding; protein binding; magnesium ion binding. The record is from RefSeq and is a predicted model, not a curated record. Gene Ontology annotation, biological process: peptidyl-serine phosphorylation; intracellular signal transduction.
CCACCAACAGAAUCCUUGGGGCUGGUAUCAUCCAGGGAGCUCCGAAGCUCAAAGAACAUGUAGUCCUGCGCGUCUCGGGUUUACAGAUGGAUAAACAACGCCUGGGGGAGGGGCUCGCCUCCUGUUCGCGUCCUGGGAGCAGACAGCCUUGGACGCCCGUCUUUGCAGGUUCCUCGUGCCUCAGUUGGAGCCUGAGAAUCUCCAGAAUUUUUGAGCACCUACGAUGUGUUGGGCUCUCCCUUUUGGAGAAAGAGGGGAGUGAGACAGUUCAGCCCCUCUGGCGUCCGGGUUCUUCAAUGGCGGCACAAAGCGUGAAAUGUGCUCGGGGGAAAUUAAGCAGAAAGAACUUGAGAGGCGCUGGGUGUUUGCAGGAGGUGGGGUUUGAUCUUGGAGAGAACAAGCGGGGUGGGGGGUGAGGUGGGGGAAGGCGGACAGGACGGUCAGUGUGGGGGCAAUGGCAUUCCAGACCGACGUGGGCAACGCUGCAAGGGUGGGACUGCCUUGGCAUUGGCGAGAGGGGCAGCUAGGUGAGGUAGAGACACGAACAACUGACUCUCCGCCGCUCUCAAGUCAUGCGCCUUACAGCUGGGCUGGGGCGGAGCCGGACUUUGGUCCGAGUGCGCUGUGCGAACCGGGGGCGGCAGGAGCGUAGUGCACCGACCUCGAGGGUAAAGUGAGGGCCGGAGUCCCCGGGAAGCUGCCAGCGCCGCCACCCGUGUAGUUUGUGACUCGACCGUGGUUUCUCAAGGGCCCACCUGCCGCCCCGCCCCGUGGCCCGUGGCCCCGCCCCCGCCAGCCGCCGGUGCGCGCGUCUCUAUCCGUAGUCCCAGCUGCUCGCGCCCGGUGUCACCCGGCGUCGGUUCCCGCGGCGCCGCCAUGAAAUCCCGCAGGGAGAAAUUACUGAUCCCCGCGCUGACGCUCGAUCUGUCGCCGAGCAGCCAGAGCCCAUGCCUGCUGAGCCCCGGCAGCCCGUGCAGCCCUUGCAGCCCGUCGCUGGGCCUGCAGCCCUGGAGCUGCCGAAGCGGCAACCGCAAGAGCCUAGUCGUGGGAACGCCCUCCCCCACUCUGUCCAGGCCUCUGUCACCACUAUCAGUCCCGACUGCAGGUAACAGCCCCUUGGACAGUCCUCGGAACUUCUCUGCUGCAGCAGCCAUCAAUUUCCCCUUUGCCCGGAGCCACCUCUCUCAUGCUGACAGGGCUGAUGGCAGAAGAUGGUCGCUCACUUCUCUCCCAUCCUCCGGCUAUGGAACCAACACUCCCAGCUCCACCGUGUCGUCAAGCUCAUCGUCCCGGGAGCGUCUACACCAGCUUCCCUUCCAGCCCACGGCAGACGAGCUGCGCUUCCUGUCCAAACACUUCCGCAGUUCAGAGAGCGUGGUGGACGAGGACGGAGGCCGGUCUCCGCGCCUGCGCCCGCGCUCGCGCAGCCUCAGCCCUGGACGCACAUCGGGAACCUUCGACAAUGAGAUUGUGAUGAUGAACCACGUGUACCGGGAGCGCUUCCCCAAGGCCACUGCGCAGAUGGAGGGCCGGCUGCAGGACUUCCUGGCGGCAUUUGCCCCUGGUGACCGCUUGGCGCUGGCCGACGGUGUCCUGGGCUUCAUCCACCACCAGAUCGUGGAGCUGGCGCGAGACUGCCUGGCCAAGUCUGGCGAGGCUCUGGUCACCUCCCACUAUUUCCUGGAGAUGCAGGACAAGCUGGAGCGGCUGCUGCAAGAUGCUCACGAGCGGUCUGACAGCGCGGAGGUGGGCUUCAUCGUGCAGCUGGUCCGCAAGCUGCUCAUCAUCAUCUCGAGGCCAGCGCGGCUGCUGGAGUGCCUGGAGUUCGACCCGGAAGAAUUCUACCAUCUGCUGGAGGCUGCAGAGGGCCAGGCCCGCGAGGACCAGGGUGUGAAGACCGACCUGCCCCGCUACAUCAUCCGCCAGCUGGGCCUCGCCAAGGACCCGCUGGAAGAGAUCCAGCCCCUGAAUGACCUUGAGGAAGGCCAGCCCCCAGCUCCUGGAUCCCCUGUGAGCCAAGCCCUGGGUGGUCCGUCCCGGAGGAAGCCCUGUGAGGGCGACUUUGAAACCAUCAAGCUCAUCAGCAACGGAGCCUAUGGGGCCGUGUAUCUGGUGCGCCACCGGGACACGCGGCAGCGCUUCGCCAUCAAGAAGAUCAACAAGCAGAACCUGAUCCUGCGCAACCAGAUCCAGCAGGUCUUCGUGGAGCGCGACAUCCUCACGUUCGCGGAGAACCCCUUCGUGGUCGGCAUGUUCUGCUCCUUCGAGACCCGGCGCCACCUCUGCAUGGUCAUGGAGUAUGUGGAAGGCGGCGACUGUGCCACGCUCCUGAAGAACAUGGGCCCGCUGCCCGUGGACAUGGCGCGCAUGUACUUCGCAGAGACGGUGCUGGCCCUGGAGUAUCUGCACAACUACGGCAUCGUGCACCGGGACCUCAAGCCUGACAACCUCCUCAUCACCUCCCUCGGCCAUAUCAAGCUGACGGACUUCGGCCUGUCCAAGAUCGGCCUCAUGAGCAUGGCCACCAACCUGUACGAAGGUCACAUCGAGAAGGAUGCCCGAGAGUUUGUGGACAAGCAGGUGUGUGGGACUCCCGAGUACAUUGCGCCCGAGGUGAUCUUCCGCCAGGGCUACGGGAAGCCGGUGGACUGGUGGGCCAUGGGCGUCAUCCUGUAUGAGUUCCUCGUGGGCUGCGUGCCGUUCUUCGGGGACACGCCUGAGGAGCUCUUCGGGCAGGUGGUCAGCGAUGAGAUCAUGUGGCCAGAGGGAGACGAGGCCCUUCCCCCGGACGCCCAGGACCUUAUCACGAGGCUUCUCCGCCAGAGCCCAAUGGACCGGCUGGGAACCGGGGGCACCCAUGAGGUGAAGCAGCACCCCUUCUUCCUGGCCCUGGACUGGGCGGGGCUCCUGAGACACAAGGCGGAGUUCGUCCCCCAGCUCGAAGCCGAGGAUGACACCAGCUACUUUGACACGCGCUCUGAGCGUUACCGCCACUUGGGCUCAGAGGAAGAUGAAACGAAUGAUGAGGAAUCGUCCACAGAGAUCCCCCAGUUUUCCUCCUGUUCCCACCGCUUCAGCAAGGUUUACAGCAGUUCCGAGUUCCUGGCUGUCCAGCCCACCCCCACCUUUGCUGAAAGGAGCUUCAGCGAGGACCAUGAGGAAGGGUGGGAGCAGAGCAGCGAAGGGGGCAGUGGCCGCCGGCUGAGCACUGACCUCCGGCUGAGGUCCUGGACAUCUGCCUCCUGUCAGCCAUCUUCCUGUCAGCCGGAGCGGGGUCCCAGCCCAUCUCUCCUCAGCACCAUCAGCUUGGACACCAUGCCCAAAUUCGCUUUCUCCUCGGAGGAUGAGGGGACAGGCUCAGGGCCUGCUGACCCCGAGAAGCCUGUCUUCAUCCUGGGAGAGCCUGACCCUGCACCCCCGACCACCCCAGUGACACCCAAGCCCUGCAACCUUUCUGCCGACACAGCUGUCCUCAGUCAUGCCCGCCUUCGGAGUAAUAGUACCGGCGCCAGGCACUCCACUCCUCGGCCCCUGGAUGCGGGCCGAGGGCGCCGCCUGGGAGGCCCAAGAGACCCCGGCCCUGAGAAGCCCCGGGCCGCCCCUGGCGGCAGUGGGGGCCGGGUGCCCAAAUCAGCCUCGGUGUCCGCCCUGUCCCUCAUCAUCACCGCAGACGAUGGCAGCGGGGGCCCCCUCAUGAGCCCCCUGUCGCCCCGCUCGCUGUCCUCCAACCCCUCCUCCCGAGACUCCUCACCGAGCCGGGACCCAUCCCCCAUGUGCGGCAACCUGCGGCCCCCCAUCGUCAUCCACAGCUCCGGCAAGAAGUACGGCUUCAGCCUGCGCGCCAUUCGCGUCUACAUGGGCGACAGUGACGUGUACGCGGUCCACCACGUGGUCUGGAGCGUGGAGGAGGGCAGCCCUGCGCAGGAGGCGGGCCUGCGCGCCGGGGACCUUAUCACCCACAUCAACGGAGAGUCGGUCCUGGGCCUGGUGCACAUGGACGUGGUGGAACUGCUGCUGAAGAGCGGUAACAAGAUCUCCCUGCGCACCACGGCCCUGGAGAACACCUCCAUCAAAGUGGGACCCGCGCGCAGGAAUGUGGCCAAGGGCCGGAUGGCCCGCAGGAGCAAGCGCAGCCGCCGGCGGGAGACCCAGGACCGGCGGAAGUCUCUGAUCAAGAGGAUCUCCAAGCCGUCUUCUGUGCUCCAUACCAGCCGCAGCUUCUCCUCCGGCCUCCAGCACUCCCUGUCCUCCAGCGAGAGCCUCCCCGGGUCACCCACCCACAGCCUGUCCCCCAGCCCCACCACAUCCUGCCGCAGCCCUGCGUCCGACGCCCCCACAGAUACAGCGUCCCCACCCAGUGUGUCCCCAAGCUCCAGCAGCCCGGCCUCUCCAGCCACUGGCCACACCCGCCCCAGCUCACUGCAUGGCCUAGCGGCCAAGCUCGGCCCACCCCGCCACAAGAGCGGCCGCCGAAAGUCCACCAGCAGCAUUCCCCCGUCCCCCCUGGCUUGCCCGCCAGUGCCCGCGCCCCCACCACGCUCGCCGUCGCCCCUUCCGGGGCACAUCCCCACACCCGCGCGCUCCCCGAGGCUGCGCAGGGGCCAGUCGGCCGACAAGCUCGGCCUCGGCACCAGUGAGCGGCUGGACGCGGACGGUGCCCGGCGAGGCCGCGGCGCCGAGGCGGAGCUGGUGGUCAUGAGGAGGCUGCAUCUGUCGGAGCGCCGGGACUCCUUCAAGAAGCAGGAGGCCGUGCAGGAGGUCAGCUUCGACGAGGAGCUCCCCCGCGCCGUACCCCAGAUCGCUGUGCAGGGUGCAGAGGUCGUGCACGGAAACCCGGGCCCAGCCGCGAAAGACUGACCUACACCCCGGCUGCAGCUCCGAAAGGAGCUGUCAUUCCGGGCACACCCGGAUAGGGCACGGCCACCGGGCUGGGACACUUGGCUGGAGGGGCCCACCCCAGGAAGGCUGGGGUGGCGUUGCCAGAGACUUGUAAAUAGCAAGCCCUCGACUAAUUUAUUACUUUUUAUAAGCAAUAGCCGGGCUGUCUGCCCUGGUGGAGGAGGCUCUGUCUCGGCCUUGCCCCUGGGGUCCAGGCUGAAGACCUUGUUCUCUGGGCCAAGGCGAAGCAAAGUGCAACUAGUUUGUCUCCUGUCCCUUCCAAGUGUGUGUUGGUGUGUGUGUGUGUGUGUGUAUGUGUGUGUCUCCGUGUCUCCCCAUCCCAACCCGAGCUGCAGGCCCCCAAAGCUGGUAGCUACUCAGUUUGGACAGGACCUGGAAGCUGGGUGUACUGACGCCUGCUUGUGAUCCCAGAACUGGGAUGGCUGAGGCAGGAGGAUGGAGGCUCAGGGGCAGGCUGUGCUCUGAACAGCUGCCCUCUCUGUCGUUACACCAUCCCUCCUCUGCAUGCUUCAGCUUAGGGGAGGUGUGAGGGGGGGCUUGAAGGAGGGGUGCAGGAGGUAACUGACAAGCCAGAGGGCCCCCUCGAGGUUCCAGAGGUGUCCACUACUGAGCGGGGCUUCUCCGCGCACGUGAUGGUCGUGUCAGAAUCCCCAGCACCACAAAGCCAAUGUCUGUGUGUGAGGCCCCGCACGGUGAGCUGGGACCGUGAUGUGAACUCGCUUCCCAGCACCACAAAGCCAAUGUCUUCGUGAGGCCCAGCACAGUUUGCUGGUCAGAGGACCCCAGCUGUGCUGAGUGACCCUGGGGAAUGUUCUUCCCACUCUGUCCUGUGCUGCUGUGUUGACAAGACUAACCCCAGCGACUUGCGCAUUUUCGGUGCACUGAGCACUCCUGGAUUCCCGCCAGCUUUUGUGUGAUCCGAGCAGCUGAGGUCCCAGAGGCUUGUCCCGCAAUGGCUCAAGACAGGCUCUGCCGGGCCCUACUGUGAGCAUGGUCAUGGGAGAGCCCAGGUUGUCCCCGAAAUGCUAUGUGACCCAGCAGGCAUCUACUGUGCUGCCAGCUCUGCUCACUCCACAAGGGGAUUUCCAGGCACUCAAACCCACUCUGCACCUCCCCUGCCCCUCGGCCAGCACUGCCCGCUGGAAGAGAGACCAAGGCUGUGCAUGACUAGCCCUCCACCCAUCCUGGAGCUGGCAUCAAAUAAAAGCCCAUGAAGACAUCAA